AUGAAGUUGGUUUCAAUACUUGUUAUUGUCACCUUAAACGGGUUAAUCAAUGCUCAGCUAUGGUCAUACCAAAUAUCGCCACCAACUGCGAUACUUGAAAGGUACUUCAAGUUUCUCAACUUCAUUGGACUAGAUAAAACCCCAGAACGCACAGAUACUGCAUCAGAAAUACCAUUGCCUACUACUUCGUCAACAACUGCAACUUCAACUUCAACUACUGUACCUCCUCCUCAAUUUGAAUCAUGGCUUGAAAUACAACAAAAUACGUCAUUUCGUGCAAUUCUACAAAACAUCAACCAAAACGGAGUCAUUGUUGCAUCUCCAUCAAAGCAAAAUCCCAACUACUACUACCAAUGGAUUAGGGACUCUGCAGUUACAGUACGGACACUAAUUUCAUAUCUUGAAGAGCACCACGACAAUAAUACUAAGGCUUCACAUUCCCACAGUCAAGUGUCCAAUUUAAUUGAGUUAUACAUUUUGAACAACUACAAGCUACAAAGAACGCCAAAUAGACUGGGUGAUUUUGCCAAUUUGGCAGGGUUGGCUGAGCCGAAAUUCAAUGUGGACUUGACUGCAUUUAAUGAGCCUUGGGGAAGACCACAACGCGACGGGCCUGGGUUACGAGCAAUGACAAUUAUUCAAUUUAUUGAUUACUUGAAUCGAACUGAUGGUGAAGUGAUUCAUCCUGAAUUGCAAAAUUCAAAUUACAUCUAUCAAAAGAUCAUCAAACCCGAUUUGCAGUAUAUUUGCCAGUACUGGAAUGAAUCUGGGUUUGAUUUGUGGGAAGAAGUCGACUCGAUCCAUUUCUUCACAUCUAUGGUUCAAUUAAAGGCUUUGCAAAUGGGUAUAAGAUGGUCGAAGUAUUUCCAAGAUGAGGAUGGUACUUUCACAACAAAGCUAAUUAACUCAUUUGAUGUUCUCAAACAACACAUCGAAAAUGAAUUUGGGUUUGUUUCUUUUGGUUUUGAUCAUGUGGUUGAAAGCCCCCGGUUGUUAGAUUCAGGUGAGAGAUUAGGAUUGGAUAUAGCAACCAUAUUGGCCGUGAUUUACGCACACGAGAAUGAUGAUAAGGAGCAACAAACCGGUGAGCCAGUAGCAAAUUCAAUGCCUUUUAAUGUAUUUAACCCCCAUGUACUAAACUCAAUCAGUGGGUUGAUCAUCGACAUGAGACAACGAUAUCCAAUAAACAAGAAUCGUUUUGGUGUUGCAUUGGGGAGAUACCCCGAAGACGUCUACAAUGGAAUUGGCACAUCUGAAGGUAAUCCAUGGUUCAUAUCUACUUCCACUGCCAGUGAAUUCAUUUAUCAAUUCAUCUACAAUCUUCAAAUACAAAAAUCAAACUUGGUAAUUGAUGAUACCAACCGACAAUUCUUCCAACCAUUGAUAAACGUCACGGGCAACGAAUACACCCUCGAAUACAACUCGUCUGAUUUCAAUUCUUUGAUCACAAAGUUGGUGGAGUAUGCUGAUUCAUUUCUUGACGUUGUUCGUACUCAUACAGAUUCACAAGGUCGAAUGUCAGAACAAUUCAACAAGAAUACGGGAUUCAUGCAAGGAGCAAAAGAGUUGACCUGGAGUUAUAGCGCUGUUUGGGAUGCAAUUCGUUGGAGAAAGAAAGCACUCGCUAUAUAA
Messenger RNA from Lodderomyces orthopsilosis Co 90-125, 1632 nucleotides. It is a transcript of the gene SGA1, whose product is annotated as glucan 1,4-alpha-glucosidase. Lineage: Eukaryota; Fungi; Ascomycota; Pichiomycetes; Serinales; Debaryomycetaceae. The coding region runs from base 1 to 1632 and encodes 543 amino acids. The transcript has a single exon. Gene Ontology annotation, molecular function: glucan 1,4-alpha-glucosidase activity. The record is from RefSeq and is a predicted model, not a curated record. Gene Ontology annotation, cellular component: fungal-type vacuole. Gene Ontology annotation, biological process: polysaccharide metabolic process.